Messenger RNA from Salvelinus sp. IW2-2015, 3973 nucleotides. The record is from RefSeq and is a predicted model, not a curated record. Lineage: Eukaryota; Metazoa; Chordata; Actinopteri; Salmoniformes; Salmonidae.
GACCCGGGAGCGACUAGCUCCCACAUCUGGAAGCAACAUGUCCGCCUACAGGAAGAAAGUCGGAGAAGGUGGGGUCAGGGGGUCGGCCCGUGUUUCCUUUCAAAGUGCGGCGCUCCUGAGUACUUCUGAUAGAUACUUUAUCCCCAGCAAAUUACCGCGUUUGAAAGCGUAAUUAACGAAUCUGUUUUCUUAAUCACAGAGGCUCUCAUCUCGGCCGGCGCUGCUGGUCUCGCUAUGCGGUGCGCGGCGAUGUCGACACGACAUGGCAACUACCGCCUUGGCAGUCCUGGCCCUCUCCCAGUCCCACCCAGGGGGGCGCGUUGCUUUUCAACUCUGUCCAAUUCCCGCUAUAAUCGUCCCACUCUGAUAAACCUAGAGAUGGAUAGCAGAUUCUCUAAAAUAUCUACCGCAAUUGUUCUCCCACUCCUUCUCUUCUCGACUCAUUGCAAACUCAGCUUUUCUUCUUCUUCAAAUAGAUCAUUUCCAGGACUCUUCAGGGUCCUCUAAUCUACGAGCGAUUUUGGUGGGUGUAUAAGUAGGGUCCGCAGCCAGACUUUGUUUGCUAGCCUCGUCUAGAAACAGACAUAGUUGGGAGCUGACGAGAGACGUCCCGGAGUGUAAUUAGUGAAUCAGUCUUAAUGUGUUUCAAGAUGAUUUACCAAAUGGUGGUUUCCUGAGUCUGCAGAGACAGUGGGCAGAUACAACCCCAGUCAGGUUUUGAUAGCUGGGCCUUUUCUCUCCGUGGGGACCAGGGAAAUGGGCUGCUUGGCAAGGCCCUCAUAACUCUUCCACCAAAUGGGUCUGUCAGCUAAAUAUUUUGCCUAUUAGAUGAAUCUGAGAUAGUAGGAAAAUAAACAACGGGAGAGACCGAGCGGUGCUGUUAAGUGCUGCAGCGAUCAGCGAGACGCUCAUAGAGCCCGUGCCCAGAGGGGCCCUCGAGACGUGAUGACAAACGGGAUUCCGGCUCUGCCUGUCUCUGCCCCAGCUCAGCUGCCAUGGCUCGCUCCGCUCCGCCCUACGCUGCUCUACCCACUCGCUCUCUAUCCUCUCUAUACUCCCAUUGUUCAUUCAGGAAGGAGGGACUCUUACAGGGACUGACUGGCCAAAAUAUACAAGACCACAAGACCACAUUUCAUUAUGAAGUUUGAUGUAAGAAUGAGUGUGAGUUAGCCUUGUAUCCAUAACUGUAUGGUGCAUGGGAAUGAUAGAAGGUUAGAAUUAGCUUCAGAACGUACAGUAUGGAUACAAUGUGGCUAAGUGUGAGUGUGUAUAUUGCUUAUGUAAAGUUUGUGCAGUACUGUGCUAGUGAUGUGCUAGGUUUUACACAUGUAUUUCCUGGUCUCCGCUCCUAGGUUGAACGGGGGUCCUUUCGAGGAGGAGAAGCCCCUGAUGGCCAGCCACGGGUCACGUGACCUGGAGGAGGGGGAGGGGGAGGAGCUUGGCGCCGAGGAGGAGGAAGGGGAGKAGAGCGACUCCGCUGCUGGGAAACCUAGAGACGAAGCUCCCCCCAGCAACCUAGAUGAUGACAUCAUACACAAUGAAAUAGAAUUUGACGGACCUAGCGAUUUGGACCUCAACUGCAAGACCUCCCCAAGGAGCUACGAGGAGGAAGAGGAUCAGAGUAGCUACUCUGCGCUGGAUCACAUCCGACACUUCUCUGACAUGCAUAAGAUGGAGGACAGUGAGUUGAGUGACGGGGACYGCACCUCCUUCGGCUCCCCCAGCCUGCCUGAGGCCGUCAAACAGCCCCUGUACAGGAAAUCCAAGUCCCAGGCGUACGCCAUGAUGCUGUCUCUGGCUGAUAAGGACGCACUCCACCCAGCCAACCACACACCAGCCACCAUGUGGCACAGCCUGGCACGGGCCGCUGCUGAGUCCAGUGCCAUCCAGUCCCUCAGCCAUGUAUGAUACCCCGAUCCCUGACCUCUAACCCCCCCGACCCCGACCUAUCGCACUGGGAGCCUUUGGGGGCCGUCAGCAGUGCCCCUUGCCCUUGGCCCGUCACAGACUGCCGAGCAGAACCAUGGCCCAUCUGACUGCUGAGCAGAAUGCCUUACACACGAGCAGGGUCACCGUCCACAGAGAACCGCCCAGCCCAGCCCUCCAAGAGAUCCAACAAAACAUCCCUCCUGCGACCUUAAAUUGAGUCAUUAUGUUUAUUAUCGACGACAAUGAUGAUGAUAGUGAUUAUUGAUUAUGGUGAUGAAAAUAAAAAUUAUAAAUAAUAAUAGUGGUAUUUAUUCUGGUGAGUUUCUAUGUUUUGCACAGCAGCGGCGGCUGGUAGGAGGGAUGAUGGAAAUGGUUUUGUUAGAUGUUACAUUGCUAGAGCAUUUCGUGUGUCCACUCAGUGGAACUGUGUCACGUGUCCACUCAGCUGAGAACAUUCUUCCUCUGUGUGAUGUCGUUUGUAUUUGGAGAACCCGUUCGGGACCGCGGUCCAACCACGGUUUGAUAUGUGUACAGAGUACAGACCCUGCCUAGCCCCACAUAGCCCUACCUAGCCGCACAUAGCCCAACCUAUUCUUACCAGGCCUCACCUAACCACCCCUAGCUCCAUCUAGAAUCACAUAAUCCUACCUAGACCUACCAUGCCACAAUACAGCUACCUAACCCCACAUUGCCCAACCUAGACCUAUACCUGGCCACACCUAGCCUUCAGACCAUCUCAGUGAAAUAUGUUACGAGAAUGAUUCCCUUUAGUCCCUGGAUAUAAACAGGUGUUUUCCAUCAACAUGUACUUAUAUAAAUGCUAGGAUACUUGGAAGGGUGGUGCUGAGUAACAACUCGGGUCCAGAUGAACCACACCUCUCCAAGAAAGAUGGUGCUACAAACGCAUUACGACAAGAUUGUUGAUAAACGAAGAACAAAAGAUAAAGAAACAUUGAAAAUGGAGAAAAAUCGGACUGGUUUUACCACCUAAGAAGGAGUUUGCAUAGCUGCGUGUGUCUGCACAAUCACAGAACUGUACACGAGUGUCUGCAAACUGCGGCUCUGAAGCUGCACUCGGACCCACCCUGCUGCGCUCUCUGUGAAAGGAUCUAAGUAGUUUGUCGUUUUAGCGGAAGAAAAGAAGAAACCACGAUCUUUUUUUUUUACUCUGAAAAAGUAGCAAGUGCUGAAGUUUAUCGUUAUUAAACAGUAAAAAGGGCAUCUCUCCCCCUUUCUCGAAACCCCAAACUCAUCGUAGUCGGCCAACGAUACCACUAAUUAGCCUAAAUGCUAGUCGUUAGCUACCCCCAUCCUCGUGUCUUUCAUUUUUUAGACAAUCAUGUUUUUGUUGUUUUUUUUUCUACAUUUUUAUUGUUGUUGUUGAUGUUAUUGCUGUUGUAUGUUGAGAAUUGUAUUUAUUUCUUGGCAAACUGUAGUUUGUUUACUGAAUAGCACUGCUCUUACCCAUAGCGAAGGGGAGAUUCCUCGCUGGGGCCUACUCCAGAACUCAAUGGGGUUUGUAGAUGAUGUUUGAGUGCCGGAUAAUAUUAAACAUACCAUUCACUCUUUAUUCUUCUAAUGAAACUGGUUGGUGAUGAAUAGAUAUUACUUAGGGUUUUUUUUGUACGACAAUUUAUUGAUUCAAUUGUAAAUGGAAAAAAACAAACAUUAUAAAGACAUGAACAAAUAAAAAGAUGCCAGGUAUAAUUUCUUCAUAAUCGCAUGAUUGGUCUCCAUAGAUCUGUAUCUGACAGUUUUCUACGGUUGUCUGCAAGCUUGUGUGACGUUCAGUCAAUGUUAAUCCCUUGUGCCAAACCUAUAAUAAAUAACAGAUUAUAUUCAUUUAUCCUCCCAUUUUGAGGGACCAGAUUGUUUUUUGUUUGUUUUUUGUCGUUGUUGUUGUUGUUUUUGUUUAUAAUCCAUUUUAAAAAGUAAUCAGCAAGUGGAGGUACUUUGUUUUAAUGCUUUCUACAAUGUAACUGUAAUGCAUUUCAGUACAAUACUGUGGGAGGAGCAACUAAAAAAUAAAGGACUACAAUGUGGA